Messenger RNA from Neogale vison (American mink), 1401 nucleotides. It is a transcript of the gene FFAR4, whose product is annotated as free fatty acid receptor 4. Gene Ontology annotation, molecular function: peptide binding; G protein-coupled receptor activity. The transcript has 3 exons. Bases 35 to 1120 code for a protein of 361 amino acids. Lineage: Eukaryota; Metazoa; Chordata; Mammalia; Carnivora; Mustelidae. Gene Ontology annotation, cellular component: membrane. Gene Ontology annotation, biological process: G protein-coupled receptor signaling pathway. The record is from RefSeq and is a predicted model, not a curated record.
UCGCAGACGGCUGCGGGCCGCCCGGGCGCCCGGCAUGUCCCCUGAGUGCGCGCAGUCGGCGGGCACCGGAUCCCCGCGCAGCCUGGAGCGGGCCAACCGCACCCGCUUCCCAUUCUUCUCCGACGUCAAGGGCGACCACCGGCUGGUGCUGACCGCUGUGGAGACGGUCGUGCUGGCGCUCAUCUUUGCGGUGUCGCUGUUGGGCAACGUGUGCGCUUUGGUGCUGGUGGCGCGCCGACGGCGCCGCGGCAACACCGCCUGCCUGGUGCUCAACCUUUUCUGCGCCGACCUGCUGUUCACCAGCGCCAUCCCGCCCGUGCUGGCCGUGCGAUGGACCGAGGCCUGGCUGCUGGGCCCGGUCGCCUGCCACCUGCUCUUCUACGUGAUGAGCUUGAGCGGCAGCGUCACCAUCCUCACCCUGGCGGCCGUCAGCCUGGAGCGCAUGGUGUGCAUCGUUCGCCUGCAGCGCGGCAUGCGGGGUCUGGGGCGGCGGGCGAGGGCCGCGCUGCUGGCGCUCAUCUGGGGCUACUCGGCGCUGUCCGCUCUACCCCUCUGCGUCUUCUUCCGCGUGGUCCCCCAGCGGCCCUCCGGCCAGGACCAGGAGAUUUCGAUUUGCACACUGGUUUGGCCCAGCAUUGCCGGAGAAAUCUCCUGGGAUGUGUCCUUUGCAACUUUGAACUUCUUGGUGCCAGGACUGCUCAUUGUGAUCAGCUACUCCAAAAUUUUACAGAUCACGAAGGCGUCAAGGAAGAGGCUCACAGUGAACCUAGCUUACUCGGAGAACCACCACAUCCGUGUGUCCCAGCAGGAUUUCCGGCUCUUCCGUACCCUCUUCCUGCUCAUGAUCUCCUUCUUCAUCAUGUGGAGCCCCAUCAUCAUCACCAUCCUCCUCAUCUUGAUCCAGAACUUCAAGCAAGACCUGGUCAUCUGGCCUUCCCUCUUCUUCUGGGUGGUGGCCUUCACAUUUGCCAACUCAGCCCUGAACCCCAUUCUCUAUAACAUGUCACUGUUUAGGAAUGAAUGGAGGAGAAUUUUUCACUGCUUCUUCUACCCAGAAAAGGGAGCCAUGUUUACAGAUACGUCUGUCAGAAGAAACGAUCUGUCUAUUAUUUCCAACUAAUUAAUUUUCUCCAUAGGCAGAGUUGAUCACCCUCUGGAAGACCAUAAUAUGUUUUCAAAGGGAAUUAAUUUCCAGGACUGUCACAUCCAUGUAGCCUGCUUCAAGAAAGUGUAACCUAUGCAAACACACAUUUAUAGCACCCGUCAAUUAAGGGGUGAUCAUUCAGUAUAACAGUUUUGCCCUUUAUAAAAAUGUUUUGCUGUGGGCUCCUGUGAAAUAGGAACUUUUUUCAGUAUGUUUGUAAUAUGAUUGAGUUUAAUGAAUUUUUAUUUAUAACUUCA